AUGCAAAAAUCAAUCAGAGUUGAACUGUUGCAGGUCAACACCACCAACAACUCUAAGCAGCCUCAAUGGGCCGCAAUUGUGGGAGCUUCCAAGGGAGUGGAAGUUCAGACGACGGGGGUGAAGAAGGGGAGCGAGUGGCUUUUAGAGUCGCUGAAGAUGCAGAUGAAGCCUAAGAGUGAGCUUCAACACAAAAAGAACAAGACGCGAGGUAACGGGCAGAGACAUGAGGAUGUGAAGCUGAAGGAGCCCAAAGAAAGACUCUUUGCGCUGAAGGGAAGGGUCAGAAAGUGGCCAGCAAAGAUUGUAAAGAAGGAAACGGCUGCUAAGGAGAGCUGGCCUACAUUAGGUAGCACCAUCCCAAAUCAGACUGUUGAGAAAUUAAUCGGUCCAAUGUGGAGCAAGGCUAUCAGAGAUGGAGAUCUAUGUCGGGGGCUUAGAUCCACUAGCGCAUACAAUGGCUGCGAAAAAGUUGGGUCUCACCUGAGCGACAGUGGGGUGAGCGAGUUCACUCCGAGGCAUAGCAGAAUUAGCAACGUAACAGUGUAA
This is a messenger RNA of Candidozyma auris, 546 nucleotides long. RefSeq lists its product as uncharacterized. The record is from RefSeq and is a predicted model, not a curated record. Bases 1 to 546 code for a protein of 181 amino acids. NCBI's taxonomy places the organism in Eukaryota, Fungi, Ascomycota, Pichiomycetes, Serinales, Metschnikowiaceae. The transcript has a single exon.